AUGAUUUGUGGUUAUGAUGUUAAGCUACCAGCAAAUGUGGAACUGUAUAGAACUCAGAAAACCAUGAUUGCAAAGAAACAGUUGAGCAGAAUUUACUGGCAAGCAAUUUUAGGCAAAACAUUGGCCUUGCUGUCUUCAACUUGCGCUUGGCUAGCUAAGUAUAAAGAAGAAAGAAUACAGUCUAAGCGGGAGUGUAUUGCGUGCAAUAAGAAAUGGGAAACAUCAGAAGUAAAGGGUGAUGGAGUCAAUGAAUGUAAGGAGUCAUCACAUGAACUUCCUGAAACAUUGUCGGAAAAACAAUUUGAGAAGAACGACUUAACAGAGGAAUUUGAUAUGGAUUUCGUCUCGAGGGUUCCUUUUAAGUCUAUGAUUGGGACCGACUUUGAAUCUUUUGGGACCAAGCGCAUGAAAGUUGAAGAAGGUGAAGACGCGAAGGGUCACGAGGGACACACAUGCUUGCCUAAAGUUUCUGUAUAUUAUGGUACUAGGACUCAUAAACAAAUUGGGCAAGUGGUCAAAGAAUUUUCGCGACUGCCAUAUGGACAGCAGGGAAUUUUAAAGCAUACGAUUUUGGCAAGUCGUGAACAUACGUGUAUCAAUGCUGUAGUGCAUGAAAGUGGAGGUGAUUUACAAAAUAAAUGUGCGGAACUUAUAGGGUCUAAAGGAGCAGGCUGUAUGUAUAAGAACAAUAUGCGACCGAAGUACGAAAGGCCGGUUGCUGCUAGAUCAUUGAUCGGUUCAAGUUCUGAAAAGUCGGACAAUGUUUGGGACAUAGAAGAUUUAGUGAAGGCUCUUUCUUCAUCGACCCCACCCUUGUGUCCUUACUUUGUCUCAACACGUGUCCUCACCAGUGAUGCAGACAUCAUAUUUUGUCCGUUUAAUUAUAUGUUAGACCCAAUUAUACGUGAUAACUCUGAUGUUAGUUUAAAGAAUGCAGUAGUCGUAUUAGACGAGGCUCAUAAUGUUGAAGAUGUUUGCCGAGAAUCUGCAAGUUUUUCGUUUACAGAGAAAGAAAUCGCCAGUACCUGUUUGGAUCUUCACCAUAAAGGAAAUGAAGUUGAGAAAGCCCUCGAAAAAGUCAAGAAAAAAUUAACAAAGUCGGGUGAAUUAAUUGACGAGUAUAGUUUGGAGGCUAUGGGCAAUGAUGUUGAAACCUAUCGACAGUUAAGUGAAUCAUUUAAAACGGUCAACAAGUUUAUGACCGAUAUUCUUAAUUGGUUCUCUGUGAUGACUGCAGAAGCAUUGGGAGCUGCGAAGGAAAGAGAUGGUCGAAGUGCACACACAUUUACUUGGGAAAGACUGUACACUUCGUUGACUGAAGCCAAUUUUUUGCGUUUUCAGGAUAAGACCAAUGGCAGCGCUCUAGUCUCACUACUUAAGGCCCUUACUGAUAUUUGUGGAGGCAACGAGUAUGCAGAUUUGUUCAAACCAAAUUCUUCAAGUCUUGUUUGCGCUGAAAAGUUUAUAUACUUCUUUAAAAUCUAUUUUAUGGAAGACUACCGAACGUGUUAUAAGUUGUUUGUAUGCGCAGAAAAACCAUUUGAGCAGCGUCGAUUUGGAAAUCGAGUUGAAAAGCCGGUACGUUUAGUUAUAGGUGAAAAUUUGUUUUCAUACUUACUUGUAAUUCACUAUAUGAUAUUUCGGUCUGAUGUCUUGGAUAUUGGUGCUUUUGCAAAUAAAAGUGACCGUUUGUGGCUUGACUCCCGAGUCCUUCCAAAUGGAUACCGUGAAGCGAAACAAGGGUACCGUAUAAAUUUUGAGCUAUGGUGCAUGCGGCCUGCUUUGGCUUAUCUUGAUGCUUUUAAAUCUUGUCGUUCAGUAAUUCUUGCCUCUGGAACUCUCUGCCCUAUGGACACUUUUAAGUCUGAAUUAGGUGUUGACUUUCAACAACAAAUGGAGGGGAGUCAAGUAAUUCCGGAAGAUCGCAUAUUUGCUGCUGUAAUACCAGCGGGCCCUAAUGGUCAUCGUUUACGAGCAACAUUUCGAAAUAUUAAUGGUGAUAAUCAUUUAGUGAGCGAGAUUGCGUCGGUUUUGAGAGCUGUAUGCGAAAGGGUACCGAAGGGUAUUCUCUGUUUUGUUGCCAGCUACCGACUACUAGAGCAGCUAUAUGAUUUUAUGGAAUCUUCUGGCAUACUUAGGCAGAUUAUGACUCUUAAGCAUGUUCUAAAGGAGCCUAGACGUUCUGCACAAAUGAACGAGGUUAUGGCUGAGUAUGAAGAAGCAAUCGUAUUUCCACAGCAUUUUGGCUCCAACUGCACUGGGGCAUUGAUGUUUGCAGUUUUUAGAGGCAAAGUUUCAGAAGGUAUUGAUUUUGCUGAUGACAGAGCCCGUUGCGUUGUUUCUGUUGGCAUUCCAUUUCCAAAUGCAAUGGACGAACAGGUCGUAGAAAAGAAACGUUUCAACGAUGAAAAUAGCAAAAAACUGCAUCUUUUAUCCGGGGACGACUGGUAUACGAUGCAAGCUUACAGAGCUUUGAACCAAGCUCUUGGCAGAUGUUUGAGGCAUCGUAAUGACUGGGGAGUCAUUUUGCUCGUAGAUGAUCGACUUUUACCAACGCGCGCAAACCCCAAUGCUGCUAAAGUUUCCCGAUGGAUUAGAGAACAACUGCGGCCUCUUCGUGGAUACGAUGACUUUUUGUUACAGUUAAAAAAAUUUGUUAGUGAAAUGCAAACAGAAAAUUCGGAUGGUAUUUCUUCUUCCGAGCAGUAA
Enterobius vermicularis (human pinworm) is the source of this 2709-nucleotide messenger RNA. Lineage: Eukaryota; Metazoa; Nematoda; Chromadorea; Rhabditida; Oxyuridae. The record is from the annotation of a GenBank genome assembly.